AUGAAAAACAACAGCGAACCUACAGACAAGCCAGCCCAGGAAUCGAAACCAGAGGUCAAUAAGCCAUCGAAGAUCAAGGAAUUAUGGCAGAAAGCUGGCCUCGACGUGCCGACGGUCCUGAUGAUGUUCAAGGGCUCACUGCCUCCGACCAUUGCGAUUGCCAUGUUCCAAGCCAGAGGUGUUCAGGAGGUUUACCAGACGCUUGGAUAUCUUGUCGCCAUCACGUCGGUUCUGGGGAUGUGUAUCAUGCCGAGGGGGAUGUUCGUUCAGAAUAUGUUCCUCAACACCAUGGCCGCAUGCCUUGCUGCCGCGACGAAUCUGUUAGCACUCUACUGCGCAAUUCAGGCUCGCCUUCAUACUGAAGUUCCGGGUGCUCGGCCCAAUGCGUACAACUCGUCAGCUUCCGCCGUGCUGGCUGUUUGGCUGGUGUUCCAAACAUACUUGGUAAACUCAUUGCGAGGAGCACUGCCCCAGAUGCAGUUCCCCUGUAUAAUCUUCAGUAUUUUGAUGAUCGUCAGUUUGACGUACGGUACGCAAUUCGCUAGCAUGAGUUACGCAACAAGCUUCAUGCAGCGCCUGUUGGAAGCUUUUUUGACAGGAUUCGCUCUGGCUACCGGGGUUAGCUUGUUCAUCGUACCUUUGAGCUGUCGAAAGGUGGUAUUCAAAGAGUGGGCGGGUUAUCUCGGCCUCUUGGGUGGCAUGCUCGCUACGCAGGCAUCCUACUUGCGAGGCUUGGAGGAUCUGGACCCGGAAGCCAUCAUCAAGAAACGAAUGGAAGAGGAGCAAAACCCGAAGAAAACGCAUAGCAAACCCCAAAAGCAACCUUUGAUGCUCGAAACACCAGACGCCCUCAAGCUGAAAGGCAUGCUGGAGAAACUCUACGCCCUACACACCAAACUGCCUGGAGACAUCAACUUUGCCAAGCGGGAGGUUGCAGUUGGAAAGCUAGGAGCCAAGGAUCUGUCGCAAAUCUGGAGUCGAAUGCGAAUGAUCAUGAUCCCGAUAUCUGGGCUGAACACUGUGAUUGAUGUGUUGAUCCGGAGAGCGCAGAGCGGUGGAUGGGGCAGGAGAGAUUUAUCCGAGCAUGAAGUGAAGACUCGCAACAAGCAGAUUGAGAAUCUGCACGAACUCAUGCGCGCGCUCCAUGGGCCUUUUGCCUCGAUGAGCGGCAGCAUCAAUGGUGCCUUCAAGCACAUUCUCAUCACGCUGGAGAUUGAGAAGCCACCAAAGAAGAAGGCAGACGAAGAGCAUCAAGGCGGUGCUGCUCAGCCGGGUACACCUGGUUUCGCCGAGCACUUCAAGACAGAGCUGGAUGCGUUCUUUGAUUCGAAAAAGCAGUCUUUGCUGGACUGGUGCAAGGCGCACGACAUCGACCUUCCCCACGACUUCAUGGACAACAGUUUCGUGAAAACGGACCCCAUUGCCUUUGAUCAGGAGCAUUUGCAGGAGAGAACGCAGAGACAGCUGUUCUUUGCCCUAUAUGUGGAGUAUCUCCUGUGGCGGGCGGGUCAUGCUACUCUGGAGCUGGUACUGCAUGUCGACAAGCGGAAAGCUGAAGGCGCUCUGAAGAAGACAAGACUUAUUGUCCCUGGAUUGAAGACCCUCCGCAAGUGGCUUCGGUCCAUGUUCUGCAAAGAAGACCUCCAAGACGAAGACCAAUACACACAGGACCUCGACCACGGAGGUGUGGACUCGCUCAAUCUUGGUGAUUCCUAUGGCCAGAGGAAGGACCCCGAACAUCUCCCUCCUCAGAACUUCGGCGAGAAGGUUGGCGAAGUCAUACGGUUACUUCCUAGAGCUCUUAGAAGUGAUGCCUCUGCCUUUGGAUUCCGCGUCAGUCUGGCCACGAUGUCGGUCGGUAUCAUCUGCUACCUCGAAGCCAGCCAGCAAUGGUUCCUUACGAAUCGUCUGCUGUGGGGUAUGAUCAUGGUGCCCCUAUCCAUGACCAAGACCGCCGGGCAGAGCACUUGGAGUUUCGCGCUGCGAAUAUUGGGAACUUUUGUUGCGAUGGUGGGAACGUACAUCAUCUGGUAUAUUGUCGAUGGCAAGACGCCUGGAGUCAUUGUGUUCCUCUGGCUGUGGAUCUUCCUGGCGUUUUACGUCGUGCUGAAGUUUCAGAAGCUGGUUAUUGUGGGCAUUCUGUCUUUGGUCACUGCGAUUUUGAUCAUUGGAUAUGAGCUGCAGGUUAAGGCACUUGGAAAGACAGUGUCUGAAAGCAACGGCCAACCCGCCUACCCGACCUACCUGCUCGCACCCUACCGACUCGCCACAGUCUGCGGCGGUCUCUUCGUCGCCUACUUCUGGACCAUCUUCCCCUACCCCGUCUCCGAAAGCACCCUCCUCCGCAAAGACAUCGGCGGCACGCUCUACCUCCUCGCGAACCUCUACUCCGUCGUCCACGAAACCGUCAAAUCCCGCGUCCAGAAAAUCGACGGCGACUCCACCGUCAAAGGCACCCGCGGCUACCACCUCGAAAAAGCCCGCCUGCAAGUCUUCACCAAACUCGUCUCCCUCCUCACCACCCUGCAGCAAAACUCCGCCUUCUCCCGCAUGCAGCUCCGCGUGGGAGGCCGCUUCCCCCGCGAGGAAUACGACGGCCUGCUGGAAUCCAUCCGCCGCGUCCUGCAAUACACCUCGCUCGUCUCCUACGCCAGCAACACCUUCUCCACGCACAGCGGCGGAGACUCCGAAUGGGCGCACGAUUUCCGCCUGCUGCUCGCCUCCGUCAAGGCCACCUCGCACCAGGUCACCUCCCUCCUCGCCCUGUUAUCCAACAGCAUGACGCACGCCCGCGCCCUGCCGCCGUAUCUUGAGAUCCCGAAACCGGCGAAAUAUAUGAAGACGAUGACGCGGAUCGAUAAGGAUAUUUUGAGCGUAAGGCAUAUGGCGGAGCCUGAGUAUAGUGCUUUUGCGGUGAUUACGAUUUGUGCCAUGUGUAUUAAUGAGGAGAUUGAGAAGAUUGCGAGGCAUGUCAAAACGCUAGUUGGGGAGAUUGAUUUCUCGUUUCACGUUGUUAGCACGAGUGAUGAUGCGAGCGAUGAGAGUUUGGUUGGUUCGAUGAUGGGAAAGGAGAAGGAGCUGGAGGAGGAGGAUGCGAUGGAUGCUGCAAGGGGGCGCUGA
This is a messenger RNA of Zasmidium cellare ATCC 36951, 3120 nucleotides long. RefSeq lists its product as uncharacterized. Bases 1 to 3120 code for a protein of 1039 amino acids. NCBI's taxonomy places the organism in Eukaryota, Fungi, Ascomycota, Dothideomycetes, Mycosphaerellales, Mycosphaerellaceae. The record is from RefSeq and is a predicted model, not a curated record. The transcript has 4 exons.